Messenger RNA from Hordeum vulgare subsp. vulgare (domesticated barley), 3023 nucleotides. RefSeq lists its product as uncharacterized. The record is from RefSeq and is a predicted model, not a curated record. Gene Ontology annotation, biological process: regulation of telomere maintenance. Lineage: Eukaryota; Viridiplantae; Streptophyta; Magnoliopsida; Poales; Poaceae. The transcript has 13 exons. Gene Ontology annotation, cellular component: nucleus. The coding region runs from base 216 to 2429 and encodes 737 amino acids.
GCCAGCUUUCGGGAUGAUACUUGCAAUUAUCUCCUCUACGACGGUCCUCGGCACAAUCGGACCAGCUCAUCUUCCUUCGAGCAGCUGCGCAGAGCCUCCUCGCCCCGUCCCCAAAUCGGCGAAGCCAUCUGCAGAACCCCAAAGAACUUCUCGAAGCAACCCCUUGAUUAUUCCCUCGAAACCCUAGAUCCCCAAACCCACGCGGCCACUUCCUCAUGGAUCAUCCAUGGCGCUUCCCAGCCGGCGCCGGCAACGACCUCUGCCCCGUCUGCACCGCGCCCCACUUCCCCUUUUGCCCGCAUCCGCCUCUCCCGCCCCACCCCUUUCCCUACGAUCUCCACCCACCGCCCCCUCCUCCCCCGCCGCAGUACCACGCCCCCUUCUACCCGCCGCCGCCGAUGUGGGCUCCUCCGGGGCCGCACCCGUACGAUCUCCUCGACACGGAAGGCCCCCACAAGAGGAUGCGCGUGGGGGAGGCGCCUCCGUUCACCGGCCCGCCCCUUCCCUACCCGCCAAUGUUAGGCAGAUCUUCCGUGGAGGGAGAGCGGCUGCUCGGGCUGGUCCGGGAGCAUGGUCAUGGCCGCGCUCAGCUGCCGCCUGCACAGUGGCAUGGCGAACCGUAUCCACCCGAUGGUUUCGGCUAUGGAGGAGAUGGAGCUUAUCCUCCCCAUCAAAAUUAUAAUAACCCCUAUGCGCAGGGAGGCAAUUUCACUGAUUACGAUCUGGUCAGAAGGAUGCCACCUCCGCCGAUGCCGUUUGAUAGGUAUAGUGCUUUAGAUUCGGUAGGAGGAUCUCAGGAGAAGUAUUUCGACCGUGAUCACCAUCGCCAUCAUCAGUUUCGCCCUGAAGCAUCGCCUGGUGCUCCACCACUUCCUCUAGUGCCUCAACAUGCUGAGGCAGGAAAGCAUUAUGAUUCCCGCGGUUGGCGUCAUCAUGCGAGUGUUGUCCCGCCACCGCCAGAUCCUCCAGUGCCUUCUACCCCAGAUUACCAUGCAAUGCCACCUCUGCCGGCAGCAAACUCGUCGUUGUUUCCUGUCCUCUGCAGUUCUCCGGCUACUACAUCACUUCCACCAAGUGAUAACACCUUGCAUCAAUCCCACCUGAUGCUGAACGCAAAUUAUUACAAUGGACCCAACCAAAAUGAGGGGGUAGAUUUCGUACAUCGACAACAAUCGGAUCAGCAUUUGGGAGAUAGAAGGCUAACACAAGACACACAUCCUUUUAACAAUGCGGAAGUCAAUAUUGUUAAUGCAUGCGACUUGUUCAAGCAGCCCCUUCGUGCUUCACGUCCUGAUCAUAUUGUUAUCAUCAUGCGAGGGCUUCCAGGUAGUGGAAAGAGCUACCUUGCGAAGGCAUUGCGUGAUCUUGAAGUUGAGAGUGGUGGAAGUGCACCCAGAAUUCACUCGAUGGAUGAUUAUUUCAUGAUUGAGGUUGAGAAGAAGGUCGAAGAUAACGAAGGAUCUAAAUUUUCUACUGCAUCAAAAGGACGGAAACAAUUGACUAAGAAAGUGAUCGAAUAUUGUUAUGAGCCUGAAAUGGAGGAGACUUACAGAUCAAGCAUGUUAAACGCGUUUAAGAAGACCCUUGAUGAAGGGAAUUUCACAUUUGUGAUCGUGGAUGACCGCAAUCUGCGGGUAGCUGAUUUUGCUCAAUUUUGGGCAAGUGCGAAGAGAUCUGGCUAUGAGGUCUACUUGCUCGAGGCACCAUACAAGGAUCCAACAGGCUGUGCUGCUAGGAAUGUGCAUGGGUUUACAUUGGAUGAUAUCAAAAAGAUGGCAGCUGACUGGGAGGAAGCUCCACCACUAUAUCUGCAACUAGAUACACAUUCUUUAUUCCAUGGUGACAAUCUUCAUGAACAUUCUAUACAAGAGGUUGAUAUGGACACAGAGGAUACCGAUGAUGCCGAUGAUACGGCAAUUAACACCCAGUCCGGAAGCUCAAAGAAGGCUAUACCUGAAUCAGCAGAUGAUGUACCUGAUCAAGGGGACAAGUGGGACUCAUCAGAUGAAGAAGACUUAGAUGACAUUAAGGAGCUAGGACAGAGCAAAUGGUCAAAAGAUUUUGAUGACGAUACUGAGAAGUCCAAGCAUGCAGAUGGAAGUACACAUACUCUUUCUGGGCUGUCCAAGACAUAUGGCACUCAUCAAAAAACACUUACUUGGGGUGAUCGGCUUGAAAAGGGUGGAUUUUCUAUCGGUGCAGCCAAAAGGAGAUUCACCUCAUCUUUAAUCAUAGGACCUGGAUCAGGGUACAAUUUGGUCUCCAACCCCUUGGCUGAAGAUAAUUCCACAGGCAUGAAGGAUAAAGUAAACAAUGAAACAAAAAGACGAUUCAGUGAGCAACUUCGCGAUGAAGGUCAAUCCUUCAGGGCAGUUUUUGACAAGAGAAAACAUCAUAUUGGGGUUUUCGACAACGGGAAGGAUGAGUAAGGGAAGCAUGAGUAAGCCAUGACUGAGAAGCCUCGGAUGGCAAUCUGCAGUUGUAUGGCCCUCUGGGUACUCGAACGUCCGGGGUCAAGCAGUGCACAGGCAGCCCGGAAUCACUGGCUUGUUAGUCCUGUUGCUCCAUUGGCAUAUGGCAGCUCUAAGAUUUAAUGGACACAGAUGGGCUUCUUCUUACUGCCUUCUUGCUACCAGUCCCCACAGGACGCAGUCGAAAGAAGCAUUAGUUCCUGCUUGUGCUGUUUGUACUCUCUUUUGGCUCACCAAGAAGUGGCAAGAAUUUGGUUCCCUUCUUGAGUUGUUGUAGCUGCAAACUCACUGAGAUCCUCUCAGCAAUUCAGAAUUCUUUUCUGAGACUUGCCAUUUCAAGAGCAACCCCACAAGAUGCAUCGGGAACACAGAAUGACGGGAAGUGAACCGCACAUCAAUGGGUGUAUUCUUUACAUGAGAUGGAAACGUUUAAAUAUUGAAUGAGACAACCUUAGUUUUUCAGCGAUGAUGGUAAAUUAUGAUUUGUUUCAACGUAUAAAUCUAGCAAACCAUUUUGGGUGUGUUUGCACACCAUGUGAUUUAACCUUUUCA